AUGGCCACACGAGUGGGGAGUAAGAGUAUUUGUGGUUGUUUGACUCUGCUUCAGGCGUGGAUAUAUGAGUACUUUCCACUCUUCCGUCCGAGCCAGAUUCUCCAGGCUGCAGAUGCUCCUCGUGCUUCCUCGUGGGUGUGUCACCGCUUUGCAGGUGGUGAUGAUGCUAGAUAG
This is a messenger RNA of Linum tenue, 174 nucleotides long. The record is from the annotation of a GenBank genome assembly. Lineage: Eukaryota; Viridiplantae; Streptophyta; Magnoliopsida; Malpighiales; Linaceae.